GUGACAGCGCUUUCAUCUCUAUCUUUUCUGUUCAUAUUCUCUAUUCUACUGUCACAUUUUGUUAAGCACCUUGCAUGCAUUUUGCAUUCCCAACACAAGCCUACCACCAUUUUCACCACUUUUCCCUUAUACAAACAACAACCACAACCGGGUUCAUUACACCCAAAUUUAAGAAUUACCAUGUAUGGGCUAAGGGGAUGGCGGCAACGGACAGACAGUGACGAACGACGGUGAUAAGGGGCUCUAAAAUGCACUCCUGCGGCGGCUUGAAUGAUGGAGAGCUGCUGAAGGAUUCAUUCCAUCGAGUGUGAUGGGGCUCUCUCCAAUUGAACUGAGUCGAUUUGCAUGGUGAGAUUCAAAAGAUUUUAGGAGAUGAAUAGUUCGAAGACAUAGAAUCAGCAGAUUCUUUGCUCCAACGGAAAUCUAAAAUCUUCUGAAUUGACUAUUAUAGAUUGGUUCUAUAGUGAGAGGAGUGGUGGAAAUAAUGGCUAUCGGAUUGAGUUCUAUUAUCCCGAGGUUGCAAAUGCUAUCCACUUCCGAUCAUGCUUCUGUGGUUUCGAUGAACCUCUUUGUGGCACUCCUUUGUGCUUGUAUUGUGAUUGGCCAUCUUCUUGAGGAGAACCGAUGGGUGAACGAGUCUAUCACUGCCCUUGUGAUUGGUGUGUGUACUGGAGUUGUUAUUCUGCUGGCAAGUGGGGGAAGAAGCUCGCAUCUUUUGGUCUUCAGUGAAGAUCUUUUCUUUAUAUACCUUCUGCCGCCAAUAAUAUUUAAUGCGGGGUUUCAGGUGAAAAAGAAGCAGUUUUUUGUUAACUUUACUACUAUCACGCUGUUUGGUGCUGUUGGUACAUUAAUAUCCUGUGGCAUCAUAUCACUAGGGGUUACUCAGUUCUUCAAAAAAUUGGAUAUUGGUUCGCUGGAUAUUGGGGAUUAUCUAGCAAUCGGUGCAAUAUUUGCUGCCACGGACUCUGUAUGUACAUUACAGGUGCUUAAUCAGGAUGAGACGCCUUUACUCUACAGUCUUGUAUUUGGGGAGGGUGUUGUAAAUGAUGCAACAUCAGUGGUACUUUUUAAUGCAAUCCAGAGUUUUGACCUCAAUCAUAUCGACCCCAGGAUUGGUUUGCAUUUUAUUGGCAACUUCUUUUAUUUGUUUCUCACAAGCACAAUGCUUGGGGUGAUAACUGGGCUGCUUAGUGCAUACAUCAUCAAAAAGCUGUAUUUUGGAAGGCACUCUACGGAUCGUGAAGUUGCUCUUAUGAUGCUCAUGGCAUACCUUUCAUAUAUGAUGGCUGAAUUGUUCUAUUUGAGUGGCAUUCUCACGGUAUUCUUUUGUGGGAUUGUGAUGUCCCAUUACACCUGGCACAAUGUGACUGAGUGUUCACGAAUCACUACCAAGCAUGCUUUCGCAACCCUUUCAUUUGUUGCUGAGAUCUUUAUCUUCGUUUAUGUUGGAAUGGAUGCCUUGGACAUUGAAAAGUGGAGAUUUGUCAGUGGCAGUCCUGGAACAUCUGUUGCAGUGAGUUCAAUACUGCUAGGUCUGAUUAUGGCCGGAAGAGCAGCCUUUGUUUUCCCCUUAUCAUUUUUAAUCAACUUAGUUAAAAAAUCUCCAAAGGAAAAAAUCAACUUCAGGCAACAAGUGGUAAUAUGGUGGGCUGGUCUCAUGAGAGGUGCUGUGUCUAUAGCACUCGCUUAUAAUCAGUUCACAAGGUCAGGGCAUACUCAAUUGCGAGGAAAUGCAAUCAUGAUCACCAGCACCAUAACUGUUGUUCUCUUCAGCACAGUGGUGUUUGGUUUGUUGACUAAACCUCUUAUAAGGUUCUUGCUUCCACAUCCAAGACACACAGCCAGCAAGGUACAGUCAGAUUCGUCUACUCCAAAAUCUGUAAGUGUGCCUUUUCUUGGAGAGGGGCAGGAUUCUGUGCCUCUUCUUGGAGGGCAGGAUUCUGAGUUUGACCUUCCUGAAAUUAUCCGACCAAGCAGCAUACGUGCACUCCUGGCCACUCCUACACACACUGUUCAUCGGUACUGGCGUAAAUUCGACGAUGCCUUCAUGCGCCCCGUAUUUGGUGGCCGGGGUUUUGUUCCCUUUGUUCCUGGGUCACCAACCGAACGGAGUUUUAAUCAAGGGCAAUGAGAAGGCGGCCAAGCAAAGAAUGUAGAAUGUGUUGUCGGUUGCAUACAUCUUCUGGACAGUAAGGCACCACAUGCCUUUGAACCAGCUCGUGAAAUAUUUGCUUCUGCACUGGGAAUAUCUCCGCGGGAAGGCCCAGAGAGCAUAAAGGAUGUGGAUACAAUAGGGUAGCGAGAUGGUUGUGCACCAUAAUCUUUUGAAACUGCUACAUAUCAUGUAUAGCUGAUCUGAUUGUACCAAUAAAAAAGAAAUCAUUUAGAGAUGAUUGUGUUUGCCCCUAGCUCUGGAAGGGGUUUGCCCUUUUUGUUUUUAAUACGUCAAUUGACAUCGUGGUUAUUUUUGUGAUAAUAAGUUGUUGGGUGUUGUUAA
This is a messenger RNA of Juglans microcarpa x Juglans regia, 2497 nucleotides long. Its product is annotated as sodium/hydrogen exchanger 2-like. NCBI's taxonomy places the organism in Eukaryota, Viridiplantae, Streptophyta, Magnoliopsida, Fagales, Juglandaceae. Gene Ontology annotation, biological process: regulation of pH; sodium ion transport; proton transmembrane transport. Gene Ontology annotation, cellular component: membrane. The record is from RefSeq and is a predicted model, not a curated record. Gene Ontology annotation, molecular function: sodium:proton antiporter activity.